This is a messenger RNA of Calidris pugnax (ruff), 6144 nucleotides long. Its product is annotated as tetraspanin-5. The transcript has 9 exons. Gene Ontology annotation, biological process: protein maturation; regulation of vascular endothelial growth factor signaling pathway; protein localization to plasma membrane. The record is from RefSeq and is a predicted model, not a curated record. Bases 1 to 960 code for a protein of 319 amino acids. Lineage: Eukaryota; Metazoa; Chordata; Aves; Charadriiformes; Scolopacidae. Gene Ontology annotation, cellular component: membrane.
AUGGAUAUAGAUUUGACGUCUUCUAGUCUAUAUCCAGAUGUUGCUGUGAACCAAAAUGGUGAAAUUGGGUGGCUGCACUAUGGUUCCUUCUCGCACAAGUCUUUAAUGUACCCACACGUGGACAAACACGUUGAUGCACGUGGUCCAUUAACCAACCUUUUACUGCUUGGCCUGCGGCUGUUGUACUUUUUGUUGAAAACUGGUGCCAAGUUAUCAGCUGAGAUGAAAAAUCCGUUCCUUGGCAUAGCAUUUCUUGGGAUUGGAUUGUGGGCAUGGAAUGAAAAGGGAGUGCUGUCUAAUAUCUCCUCCAUCACCGACCUGGGAGGCUUUGAUCCAGUUUGGCUCUUCCUAGUGGUAGGAGGAGUUAUGUUCAUUUUGGGAUUUGCAGGAUGCAUUGGAGCUUUGCGAGAAAAUACCUUUCUUCUCAAAUUUUUUUCUGUGUUUCUUGGAAUUAUUUUCUUCUUGGAGCUUACUGCUGGUGUUCUAGCAUUUGUUUUCAAAGACUGGAUAAAGGACCAGCUGCAUUUCUUUAUAAACAACAACAUCAGAGCAUACCGAGAUGACAUUGAUUUGCAAAACCUUAUAGACUUCACGCAGGAAUAUUGGCAGUGCUGUGGGGCUUUUGGAGCUGAUGACUGGAACCUUAAUAUUUACUUCAAUUGCACAGAUUCCAAUGCAAGUCGAGAGCGCUGUGGAGUGCCAUUCUCUUGCUGCACUAAAGAUCCUGCCGAAGAUGUUAUUAAUACUCAGUGUGGCUAUGACGCAAGGCAAAAACCAGAAGUUGAUCAGCAGAUUGUUAUCUACACUAAAGGCUGUGUCCCUCAGUUUGAGAAAUGGUUGCAGGACAAUCUUACCAUAGUUGCCGGUAUAUUCAUUGGGAUAGCAUUACUGCAGAUAUUUGGGAUAUGCUUAGCCCAGAAUUUGGUUAGUGACAUUGAGGCUGUCAGAGCCAGCUGGUAAAACUGCUGAAGUAACCACAACAAGACACUGGACAACCGAAACCCUCUGAAACCUCCAGUGUGUCGCUCCGACACCAAGCUGUACGGACAUGGGUGACAGGGAAGCCUUCUCUCCCAAGUAGUCUCAAGUCUAAGUUCCUGAUAUUGCAGUGAACUCGUGUUUCUUUGGAGUGGGGGAGAGAAGAGUGGGCUAUUUAAAAUCUGCUGCUCACUGACAAUUUUUUUUGUUUGUUUUAAAACCACCAGUUUGAAAGCUGUUGAGCCGUGAAUCUCUACUGUAUUCUUGAUCCUGAGUAACAAGUGGACACUUUUUUAAAAUUGGUGUAUUCAGUGGGACAGAGUUGCAUCGUUGUAGUCUGUGGGUAUGCUGUUUAUUCUUCGUGUCAUGAGGUCUUCGAUAGCUGCCAAAUAUUCCUGAGAUGGUCUCUCUCCUCACCACUCUGUAAAGGAACGAUCUUCUUUUCACAGCUAAACAUAGCUACAGGCCUAAACCCGCCAAGCAGGAAGCAACUUUCUAUGCAUCUAUUGUACAGUCAAAGAAAUUGUUUUUAAAACAAGGGAAAAUUUUUUACGCAAGCUUCCAAGCAUCUCCCUGUAGUACUUUGAGGUUGGAAUCAGCAAGCUCACAGGGAGAAUUGCCUAAUUUUAUCAACAUCUUUCUUCCUUUCUCCACCCUUGUAUGAAGGGAAAGGAGUUUUAUAUUUGAACAAGGGUUGUAGAGCCUUUGGUUGCUGCCAUACCUUAGGACGUCAGCCUCUUAAGGCAAGGAUGGGAUAUAACUGUAUAAAUGUAUGAAAGCAGUGUGGAUGUUGGGUCCAAGUUAAUAAUGUUAUUCAAAGAAUGAAUUAUAUAUUAACUUAAAAAAAUCAAACCAUGUAUCUGAUAUGGCAACAUCUUUUGUUUCUCUGGAAUUUAGUGUAACCUAAUGCAUUUAGGGAUCUCACUAAUAUUAGUGCUUUGAUAUACUUGUACAAAACUUCUUUUAAGAUUGGUCUGUUCUUAGCUGACGCUUCGGUUUUUUUUCCCUUUUUUCUUAAAUUCUUUUUACUUGCAUGAGCUGUGGAGUAAGAAUCUAUGACACUCCAGUGCUUUAAAUCUGUGCAUAUGUUUUAAUACAGUCUAAUCCAAACUUAUUUAUUGGUAAAUGCAUGUGAUUAUGGAAAGAUCAUAUCCCAUUCCCAUGGAAGCUGGAGAGAACAGCUUUUACCACAGUAAAUGCUUACCUACAGGGAACAAAUCCUUGUUAUGGAGAUGUGUCUCCCUUUGUUGCUCUAACUGCAACAAAAAGCUUUCUUGAAGCAAUGGAAUAAAAGUUUUAAAAUACUAGCGCGUGUUAGGAUCAACCAAGACAGACUCUUCUGAAUUGGACAAAAGAGAGUAGAAUUUGGAACAAAGCACAAAUAGUGGAAGAAGAAUUAGAUCAGACUCCAUCCAGCUUCGAGUUUUUGGUUCAUUCUUCUUCACUAAUAAUAGUGAACUUAUAGACCUGACCAUGGCUUGGGUAGUUUUAUUGCACUUUGUAUAAAUUCAGUGUGUUGUAUGAUCCUUCUCAGUAUCUGCAGAACCAGUCCUGAAAGCUGUGAACUCUCGGCUCACUGGUCAGACAGUGGCACCUCUUGUAAGAACUUAGCAUUUUUCUGAGAUGAGCUUCUGAGAUGAAGUGCGUGGAGUUGAAGAGAUGAAUGCAUUGCUUUCAAAGCUUCCCAAAGCUUCUGGAUAGAAGGCUGGUCUGAUGACCAAUUAAAAUCCUUUCUGGUCUUACGACUCUUAAACAUGUCAGUAUAUGGACCCUUCCAUAUUUUGCCUUUCUCUGCUUUAGGUGGCCAUGUUUUUUUCCCCUCUGAAGGCUGGUGGUAGGCACACCGGCGCAUGUAGAUGCUGCAGACAGUCCUGUUGUCCUCCUGUCUUUGAGCAUUACCUCAUCCUCUUCUUGUUAACUCCCACUGACUGGCUCUGAAUCAGGCAGCCUCCAUAUCCUUUGGUAUCUGCUGUUAAAGGCCAGCCGUGACUCAGUAAUUAUUUUUUUUAAAGCCUUUGAAAGCAAUUAUAAUUCACUGUCCUUAAUAAAGUUGGUUCCACCUCACCACAGUGUUACGUUUUUCUUGGCCACUUCUCAACUUGAGGAGUUCCUGGUGUUUGUUUCCCCCCAGAGGGACACACCGAUUUGCCUGAUAGCAGCAGGACAGACAGAUCAUCGGCACCAGUGUUGCUGCACUGAGACAAAAGGGGGCAGGGAGAAAUCAGGGAAGGGUGGUUGAGGAAGUAACCCCUCCACCCAAGAGCCUUGAUUGUGACCCAGCGCUUUGGUUUGGAGAAGAAGAAAAAAAAAAUCCUACAUUACAGAAAGAUUCCUUGUUACCACUGAUCUAGAACACUGCUGUUGCUGCUGUGGGCUUUUGAAGACAACUUCAUUCUUCUACUUGAAUUUCUGCGGUUGUACUGUAUUGGUCUUCAGUCUUGUCUCACUGCUGAGUCCCAGUCUGCUGGACCUGCUGUUGGCAGUGAUAGGAAGGUAAAUGCUCUGAGUGAGCCAAUCUUGUUCUCACUACUUGCACGUGUACACACAAAUGUGCAACACUUCUGCUGAGUCCCAGAAUGACUGACUGUUCUUAAAAAACCACUAAAUAACUUAUUUUUCUAGAGCUUGUCUAUUGCUGCAGAUGCUGAUCCUCCCCCAUUCCCCACUCCCAAGAGAAGCUCUUAUUUUCCUCGUUUUUGCAGUUGUUUGAUGGGUGAAUACUGAAUGUUCAGGAUUAGCUGUCUAUAUUGCACAUUUAAAUCCCACAAUUUUUUUUUUUUGUCUACAGAUUGGGUAAGAUGUCCUAGAAAUGCCCCAUCAGCAGCUUAGGUGUCCAGUUUGGAAAGCUUAUGGGAGGCCUUGGAAAUCAGUCUAUUAUUGCCAGAGCCUGCUAAAUGCAAACAAGCUUUCUUCCAGAAAACUUUGUGAAAACUUCAGGUGAGCUGCAGCUGGAGCACAACUGCUGGCUACACAGGCUCAUUUCCUAAAGCAAUAAGAUAUGGUAGGUGGUUUGACUUCCUGGCAAUUUCUGGCCUGCCUGGUGUGGUGGUGGGGUAGAUGUGAGUUCAGAGGUCAGUCUAAUUAUCUUUAAUGUGCAGUGGUCCUUCAGAAACUUUUUGGCAGGCUUACGGCCCUUGUGGAAGCAGCUCUGUUUGGGUGAUUCGUAUGGGUUGGUGGUGUUGCUAAUGAGAGGUCUGGUAGCUUCAGCAGUAGCCCUGGCUUUAAAGCCAUUUCCAGCUUCCCCGCUGAGCCCUGCCAAAGGGCAUCACGAUCCUUGCUCCUCUGCUUUCUAAGUACUCUCCAUGUUCACAAGCCUUUCUGUUGUUUGAUUUUUUAAAUUUUUUUUUAAUUAAUAACCUAAUGGACAAAGGUUUGAUUUUUCUCUGUGUGUCUGUUUCAGUAGCAGUAGGAUCUCUUUGCUUCAAAACCCUUAAUUUUGAUUGUGCCCCUUAGAAUUUGAAGCUGUGGAGAUGCUUGCUCAAGUGUACUCUGUCCCGAAAGCCUUCUUCUCUCCCCUUUGAGAGAGAUGCUAAUCGUAGUCCUGGUGUGUAAAUAGUGUUUGAAAUGUAAAUAGUAGCAUGCGGAUGAAAUGAUUCUUGCACAUGACUGCUUUUCAACCUAAAAGUGUUUAUUAUAGAUGUAUGAAAGGUGUCCAGGGUGAGAGUUUGCUGAUGGGAACGGCGGGGCGGGAGCGCUCGCAUCGCCUGCCCUCUAGCGGCGGACCGGCGGACCGGCAGCGGCCAUGGCGGGGGGAAACCCUGGCCAGGUUGGGGCUCUGGUUGGCAGCAGGACCUCCCUUGCCUUUCCCCCUUGCCCUCUUGGCAUUAGAAAAGCAUUAGUCAGCAAAGCAGAGGGUGGGACUUGGCACCCGCUACCGGUUACAGGAGGUUGGCAUCGCUCGCGUCAGGACUAAACAUGGUGCUAUAAGAACCGUCCUGGACGUUACCCUGUGUUUGUACUGCUUUAGUGAUGCUCUUGGUGAAAUUGAUCCUGAUUAACAGUGUUGGUUGCAAGAGAAACUCUCACGUGAAUCUUUGGUUCCAUUUCCUUUCUUUCUGUGUGUGCCUUUUGGGUGCAUUGAAAGGGCAGUUCUGCAAAUACCUAGGAAGGAGAUUAGAUCUUAACAGGUGUCAAGCACUGUUGAAGGUUCCAGUUCCUCCCUCCCAUUUUUUGAUUUCUCUCUGAAGCUUUUUCAGAUAUCUGUAAUUGGUCAUGAAACUGUCUAAAGCAAACAAAAUAAAACUACCCUGUUGGAUCCAUUAGCUACCAAAUUUUGCCACUUGAAGAAAAGAAAAAAAACCCCCAUCUGUGUCCCUUAACAUAUGGUUAUAAAAAUAAGUGUUGUGACUACUAGUGUGAACCAGGCAGCACUGCUGACUCUCUUCUGUGUUUCGGCAAUAUAAAUGUGUUAAUAAAAAGCUCCAUCCGUAUGUGUGUUCAUGUUCAGGCUGUGUACAUAGUAGAGAUGGACCUGGUACUAUCUUGAGCUCUGGGGAGACUGAGAUUUGGGUUUUAUGACUCAGGCCUGUCUCUGAUACGUGUAUUCCAGGUUAGUUCUGACUGAAUCUCUCUCUCUGGUUCAUCUGGGGUGUACGGCGAGGUGUCGGUAUUUACCCUUUGUGUAUCAUUCCUUUUUAUACGAAUGUAUUCUCUUGUGUUCCUGUUUUUUUUUUUUUUUAUCGGUUGUAAAAUUGAUUGUAAAAGCCAACUACACUUACCGAUGGAAAGUAUUGCUAUAACAGAACUGCAUGCCCGGUAGAGUUUGACUUGAGCUUUAGUUUUCCAAUUUCAGACUGGUUACCUUCGGUCUAGGAGAAAAGCAUAGAUCAGGUGCAUAAUGUAUUACUUGUCAUCUUUAGCAUUAGACUGUGGUAUUGUAUCACAUGCUGAUCUCAAUGGAUGUAACUGGAGUCUACUUGGGAAGUUAAUGCAACUUCCUGGUAAUUCAUUUUAAGCUAUUGAAAGUGGUCUUGAUCAUGCUACUUGUGUUCUUGGGUUUUUGUUUUUUAAUAGAGGCAUUUUUUAGGAAUGUUUUAAUACACUUAUGAUGGACAAUACAAUAGUUUUAAUAGUUGUGCAGUAUUCUGUAUUUACUUGAAGUAAAUCAUUUUAUAUGCAAUUUGUUAGAUAAUUACAAUUUUAUAAAUAAAAUUGCGUGAAAUAUGA